AUGGCGCCUCCGAAUGGGCACCUGCUGCUCCCCAAGAUAUGGAGAGCAGCUAGGUUCGCCUAUGAGAAGGCAUCCAGGGCCAUAAGAGCCAAACUACCGGAACCUACGCAACAAGCUUCACUGCGAUACCAACCUGCAUAUGCGCGAAUCAACUCUCGCCAGCCGAUUAAUCGCGUCGCGGCCAUCCGCCAGUCCCGCAGCCGGUACUUCUCGACCCGCGCUGCCAAUGCCUUCGUCUCGGCCGUCCGUGGAGCACAGGCUGAUGUUGGUGCUUACAAGACCUCUCGUGUCGCUUCCAACAUUAGUCGGCUGACAAGCCGCGCUCCGUUCGCAUCCACACUUCGUCCUAACCUCACCGGCGGAACACUCAGUCGUACUGCGGGUGGAUAUGCUAUUGGAGCUGGUCGUUUCGGCGGUGCUCGGUAUUUCUCCCAUGGCCCUGCGGCUCCGGCCCAGGUGAUCCAGAAUGUCUCCCAGGGAGUUCGUGCUUUUUUCCUCUCGGGACAGAAAGUCCGCUUUGACGGUAUUGAUCAUCGCACUGGCGAGAAGCGGUACAAGGCUGUCAGCGCUCUUCAGGACCAGGCUGGGCGCAAGAUGACCGCGAUCCCUCACAACGCCCCUGGAUCGCACCUUGACUUCCAACUUUCCCCGACCAUCACCGCCUUCGGUGCAUUCAGCGUUCUGAACAAGAAGUCUGGCUCCGCUGCCGUCGAGACCCUGAACUCGGAUGGCUUGAUGGACCUGCUUUCUGCCGACUUUGCUCGCGCUUUGAAGGAAUUUGCCAUGGUGAUGAACGAUCUUAAACGUCUGUCGACGCUUGGUGACCUCCCGAUCAUGCUUCAUGAUCGAUCCAUCAUUCGCAUCCGGUUCCCUGGCUGUGAUGCGGACACCGUUGAGCGCUUAUGCGACGAGGUGGGUGUUCAAAGAGGCCGCAUUGUGCAGGACGAAGACUUCGAACUUCGCACUGGCGCAGAUCUGGCUCUUCUGUUCCCCUUCGCCCCCAGCGUUGCCCCGUCGUCCGAUACAGAGUAUUUCUUCGAGAAAGCUUCACUUCACAAGACCCAGUAUUCCGAUGAUCUCGACUGGCAUGGCAUGAUCACACCGGAAAGUCCAUUCUCAAAAGACUCUGGUCUCGAUUCCGGUCCUGCUAUCAGCUUUGACGACAAGGAGUUGUUCGGCAGUAACCCUUGGAAAUCCUCGUCUUCGUACUCAAGCAUCAACGUCAGUGAGCUUGGUGAUCGAGCGUAUUUCCAAGAACUCUCGAGCGCUGGUCUGCCGGAGAGUUCAUCCGAGUACGACGGCGCCGGGGGAAUUCACAGGUUCCUGGCUGAAUGUGAUCGCGCUCGACGUUGA
Molecule: messenger RNA, 1353 nt
Organism: Penicillium cinerascens
Lineage: Eukaryota; Fungi; Ascomycota; Eurotiomycetes; Eurotiales; Aspergillaceae
Exons: 2
Coding region: 1-1353 (450 amino acids)
Biological process (GO): proteasome assembly
Molecular function (GO): proteasome binding
Source: RefSeq, a predicted model, not a curated record